AUGGGCCAGAAGGAAGUCCUGGGUACGGCCGAGGUCAAGGCCGUAAAGCGUGUCCGCCUGCUGCAAAUACUGCUACUAUGUCUGAGCGUCACCGUCAAUGUUGUCGUUGCUGUUGUUGUUCUCGUUGUUGUCGUUGGUUUUAUGAAAGUCGAGGAAAUUGCACCGGGCGCGAGCUGCACCAAAUGUCGCGAAGCCACGAUUGCUCUGGAAGCGAGGGUGCAGGCUCUUGGGCCGUGCAACAGAAUGACGACGGAAGACGAACUGAGGGGCUCUUAA
Messenger RNA from Sporothrix schenckii 1099-18, 276 nucleotides. RefSeq lists its product as uncharacterized. Bases 1 to 276 code for a protein of 91 amino acids. The transcript has a single exon. NCBI's taxonomy places the organism in Eukaryota, Fungi, Ascomycota, Sordariomycetes, Ophiostomatales, Ophiostomataceae. The record is from RefSeq and is a predicted model, not a curated record.